GCGGCCCUCACACCUGUAUGAUAUAUCUGACCCCAGACCAUCAAUAUGACCACGUUCAUCAACCGAACCUCCAACUACCUUGGUCUUUCAUCGUAGGAGCUCUUUCUUUCGAGGUUCCUGCUUAUGUUCACUAUGUAGCUGCCUAUAUAGCGAUUAACCAAUGUAAUCAGCUUCAUUCCUUUUACGUCUUCUAUAUAGUAUUUCAUAGCUUGCAUCUGAAAUUGUGAAAUAUGUCAUCAUAGCAAUCGAUCCUUUAGCCGGAGAUAUAUAUUUCCCGCUUAACAGAUGUAUCGGCAAGUGAUCUACAAC
Molecule: messenger RNA, 309 nt
Organism: Aspergillus alliaceus
Lineage: Eukaryota; Fungi; Ascomycota; Eurotiomycetes; Eurotiales; Aspergillaceae
Exons: 1
Coding region: 18-227 (69 amino acids)
Source: RefSeq, a predicted model, not a curated record